AAACUACAAAAAAUUUAAAUUUUAUUUGAAUACUUAACUAAAAUAUAAUGCUGGCAUCACUACCCGCGCUCAACUGAAUUUUGUUGUCCAUUUAUAAGCAUCAAUUUGCGGUUGAAAUAUUUUGUUAUAGAUUUUUCUUUCGUCAUGUCUACAAAGUUAAAAAAAUGUCCUUAUGGUGAGCAGUGUUACAGGAAAAAUCCUAUUCAUUUCGGUGAAUUCUCCCAUCCUCAUUUGGACAAGAUAUAUUUAAAUGGUUUGGAUCCAGAAACAAAUAAUUACGUGAUUCCUGAUGAGCUUUUCAUGUCAGCUGAAUUAAUUGAGAUACAGUUAAAGCUGUUGGAGAAACUGUUUCCCAAGUCUGGCGACAUUACUGGAAGCAGCAGCACGUCGUCAAAAACAAAAGAAGUCGAUAAAAGUAGGGGUAGUGGUCGUCUGGAUGGUGGUAAUGCUGAAAAUCUGAAACGCAGCAACUCACCAAGUGCUGGCACUUCUGUUAAUAGUUCAGGUACAUCAUUCACCGAUGGAUCCAAACUUUCUAAAAAAGUCAAAAUAGCUCGUAAUAUAAAGGACUAUAUACCAGUCGUUUUAGAAAAAGGCCAUGCUGCGGAAAAACUAAAACGUGCUGCACCAUACAAUUUUUUCCUUACAGCAAUUACUGACUCCAAACGCACCCACAAUGAGCACUUUACAAUAACUUUACAAGAAAUCUUUGAUGAAAGUCUGGGCGAAGUCGAGUCCUCCGUACAAAUAAACUUUAUGGUAGAAAUCGGUUGGUUGCUCGGGCAUUAUUACUUCGCUGGCAUAAUGGGUACACCGUUACUUGUUCUGUACGGCGAUGAAACACCGGAACUAUCAAAUAUUUCAAAAACACAUCCGGAAGUUACAGCUGUUAAAGUUAAUAUGCCUACACCUUUUUCAACUUCACACGCCAAAGUCAUGCUCUUGGGAUAUACGGAUGGUAGUAUGCGUGUUGUAAUAUCUACUGCUAAUCUGUACGAAGAUGAUUGGCACAAUCGCACGCAAGGAAUUUGGAUAAGUCCCAAAUUGCCAGCGUUACCAUCUGACGCUGAUACCACGGCUGGAGAGAGCCCCACAAGUUUUCGCCAAGAUCUUAUGCUGUAUUUGGUAGAAUAUAAAAUAGCUAAGUUACAACCAUGGAUAGCGCGAAUUCGCAAAACGGAUUUCAGUUCCAUAAAUGUCUUUUUCAUCGGUUCAGCACCUGGUGGAUUCCGCGAAGGUUCGCGUGGUUAUCUCUGGGGUCAUCCACGUGUGGGAGAAUUACUAAAAAAGCAUAGCACAACAAUCGAUCCCAGAGUACCUAUGAUUUGUCAAAGCUCUAGCAUUGGUAAUCUCGGUCCAAAUAUACAAACUUGGAUACAACAUGAUUUUCUUAACAGUCUGCGAAAACAUUCCGGACCUCCGGAACUUACUCAUUUUCCACCAUUCAAAAUGAUUUAUCCCAGCUUCGGCAAUGUUAACAAUAGCCAUGAUGGUUUGCUAGGUGGUGGCUGCCUUCCAUAUGGCGCAAAUACUAAUGAUAAACAACCGUGGCUUCGCGGUCAUCUAUUUCAAUGGUGUUCGAGAGAACGCUUCCGUUCCCAAGCGAUGCCGCACAUAAAAUGUUAUACCAGAAUGAAUUUAGAAGACCAGUCAAUAUAUUGGUUUAUGUUAACCUCGGCAAAUUUAUCGAAAGCAGCAUGGGGUGCAUUCAAUAAAAAUGUCAAUAUUGCACCUUGCUUAAGAAUCAUGAACUAUGAAGCAGGUGUGCUCUUUCUGCCGAGAUUUGUGACCGGAGAAGAAACGUUUCCAUUAGGACAUGCACGUAAUGGUAUACCACCCUUCCCACUGCCUUACGAUGUACCCCUCACACCAUAUGCAGCAGACGAUAAACCAUUUUUAAUGGACUACCUGCGUUAAUUACAGCUGCAACCGUUAUUUGUUUUCUUUACAGAGCCCGAAAACAAUACUCAUUUACACAAUAUUAUAUGUACAUGCUAAAUUUUUUUUACAGUAAUUAUACUAACAAAUUAUACAGAUGCCAUCAGUUUAGCAGCUGGUUUUUCUUUUUUUUGUCUUGGUCAAAUGCAUCAUAAAACGAAUUAUUGGGCUGAUUUCUAAGCAAAAGAUACUUAUUAACACUGUCUCUGUUGUACAUUACAAGAAACGCAAUUUAAAUAAAACCAGUUGUUACUACAUUAAGUGUAUUUGCAUACAUGCAUACAUAGUAAGAUAAUGUGUUGAAUGUUGAUAAUGUAAGGCGGCAGUUGAACAAAGCUAAUUAAACAUUAACUUUAAUAAAUUUAACUAAUCCAUUUAAUUAAUUAAAAAAAAAAA
Molecule: messenger RNA, 2334 nt
Organism: Ceratitis capitata (Mediterranean fruit fly)
Lineage: Eukaryota; Metazoa; Arthropoda; Insecta; Diptera; Tephritidae
Gene: gkt
Product: probable tyrosyl-DNA phosphodiesterase
Exons: 7
Coding region: 145-1917 (590 amino acids)
Biological process (GO): double-strand break repair; single strand break repair
Cellular component (GO): nucleus
Molecular function (GO): 3'-tyrosyl-DNA phosphodiesterase activity; single-stranded DNA binding; double-stranded DNA binding
Source: RefSeq, a predicted model, not a curated record